CCCUCUCUUCCUUUUUCAAAAGAAACCUAUUGUACCACUAGUCGAGGCAAUGAAACAAUGGUGCAAUACACGACCAUUCUCACAUCCUUAGGCCUUACAAUCCUGACCACUCUCGUGAUCAAGAUUUACCGUGCGCUCACCACGCGUUGCCAAGGUCUUCCCUCGAUCCCGUUCGUGGCCACCGUGUACGAUGCCUAUCGCGGGGUAUCGGAGAUCCGAUUCCACAACACGCGGCUUCGGCCCGUGCUCGAGGCGCAUGGGGCGGUCAAUUUAUGGAAUUCGGGCCAGUGGACGGUGCUGGUGACGCGACCGGAGUAUGUGGUGCGCAUCCUGCGUAACGAACGGAUGGUGGCCAAGGGGGGAUUCUACCGCAAAGUGCCGGGGAGCCGGCUGGCGGGCCUGUUCGGCGAGAACCUGAUCGAUUCGCACGGCGAGGUCUGGAAACAAUUCACGACCAUCAUGAAGCCGGGAAUCCAACGGGCACACAAGAUCAGCACGCUGCAGGCCGCGUGUAAUAAGCUCGUGGCGACGGUGCAACGAGAGCAGCAGAAGGCGGCAGCGGCGACGACGACGGCGACGACAUCGAAGAACCCUGAAGGGAUCGUCAUCAACGAUCUGAUCGAACGCUGGGCCAUCGAUGUCUUCGGCGAGAUGUUUUUCGACGUGCAGUUCGCGGCCCUGGAUGAUGUACAACGGCCGGUUCGCGCGCAGUCGGCGCUGAACGCGAUACUGUGGAGUCUGGGAAAUCAUCUCACCGGCGCCUUCCCGCUGCUAGAACGCAUCGGCGCGCCGCUGUGCCCUGCGCGGCCGCAUUGCUUCGCUAUGAUCCGCGAACUGGAAGAGGCGUUGAUCGAGAUUACCGACGCUCUCCCGGACCCGAGCGACAAGAACCAGGCCGACAAGCUGAUCUAUCGGAUGCGGGGCGCGCGAGACAGCGGACAGAUGUCGGACUUCCAUUAUCGGUCGAAUUUGAAGAUGUUGUUCUUUGCCGGCCACGAGAACGUCAAAUUCGCCUUCAUCGCCGCCUUGUGGGAGCUCUCACAGAGUAGCCGCAUUCAGGACAAGUUAUAUCACGAACUUGUGGCAGCGACAACACGUCAUCAGGGUGAUCAUGCCGAUGAUGCGAGCGACGACGACCUCAAGCACUUACCCUAUCUCACUGCCGUCGUCUCCGAAACCCUACGUCUCUACCCCCCCGUGAGCCAACUCAUCAACCGAAAGACCCUGGCACCGGUUCCGCUGGGCGAUAACAUCACCAUCCCAGAGGGGACAUGGGUGGGUUGGACCGCAUACGGCGUGCAUACGGACCAGACAACAUGGGGACCCGAUGCACAUGUCUUCCGGCCGGAGCGAUGGGGUGACGAUGUCCAGGCCAUCCACAAAGCCAUCAGCCAGCAUCAGGUGCGCGGUUCUUAUAUCCCCUUCAACGCGUGGACGCGCAGCUGUGUCGGAUCCGAAUUCGCCCUGUUGCAACUCCGCAUCACGCUGGCCGGCAUCGUGCGCAAGUUCAAGAUCACCAGUGCACCCGGCUACACCUUCUCCAUCGCAAAGAAUGGCUCUUUGGAACCCUAUAAUUGCCGACUUAUCUUCACGGAUAGGACAUAAGGACGGGGAGUAUUAGGACUGCGUCAAUUGCGGACUUUGGGUUCCAACGUACGGAAUCCUCGUCCUUCUGACGUCCACUUUGAUAGCCAAUGCUUCCCCAAUCUCGUUCGGCCAUCACCUUCGAACCGUCCUACUACCUAUACCCCCCAACGUAGAUAAUACUACCUCUGAUCUGCCCGACCGUAAUUUCCCACAAAGACCUACA
This is a messenger RNA of Aspergillus homomorphus CBS 101889, 1810 nucleotides long. Its product is annotated as cytochrome P450. The transcript has 2 exons. Lineage: Eukaryota; Fungi; Ascomycota; Eurotiomycetes; Eurotiales; Aspergillaceae. Gene Ontology annotation, molecular function: heme binding; oxidoreductase activity, acting on paired donors, with incorporation or reduction of molecular oxygen; iron ion binding. Bases 58 to 1605 code for a protein of 515 amino acids. The record is from RefSeq and is a predicted model, not a curated record.